GUCUAUCGAUCGGUCGACAGGACGGCGGUGGAGUUUACGGCGAGCGGUUUAUCCACGUUUGUUCACGUUGGCCCACGUUUGUGGAUCCUCCUGAAACGUAAAUAGUGCAUGACAGCUGCAGUUGCACGUGGCAUAGGCCUUUUAGAUCAUUGAUGCUUAUUGAUCUGUUAAUCGCGAGACGUAGCCGUAGUUUCCAACAUGUGGAUCCUACCGAUUAAAAUGUUAAUGUUAUGUCAGACCACGUGCGUGUCGCGAGAACCGCCGAGCUACCGACAGUUCCGUCCGACGCAUGUUGUCAAGCGUGCGGCAAUUACUCCGACAAUCGCCGCGCCCUCUCGCAAAUCGACGAGUGAAUUAGGAGAAUUUUUUGAGGACUGCGACGAAUCUCCAUCUGCCUGGACCGGAUGCUCACGAGUCCCCAUUUAUUCUUCCUGUGUGUAUUCUCUGUGUGAAACGUGUUAUGAUUUCGGGAAGAUGUAAUUCGUCAACAAUAAUUCGCUGCAUAUGUAAGCUGUCCAAGGAACAGUACAGUACAGGAAUAAACAAUUAUCGGAAAAAUUUUUAUCUCGCUGAAAGUGUUCUACUCCCCAUUGUUGAGUGCAAAAUGAAGAAAUUAAGUUACCACACUGCGCCGCCUUUUCUGUCGUCCGUCAAGGUGCCGUCAACAUCUCGACAGGACAGCGAGAAAGAGAAGCCUGAAGUGAAGACAAAUCGUUUGGGUUCGGAGAGGUCGCCGUAUUUAUUGCAACAUGCGACAAAUCCUGUGGACUGGUAUCCGUGGUGUGACGAAGCUCUGGAAAAGGCAAAGAAGGAAAAUAAGAUAAUUUUUGUGUCGAUCGGGUAUUCUACGUGUCACUGGUGCCACGUGAUGGAAAAGGAGUCGUUUAAGAAUGAAGAAAUCGCAAAAAUCAUGAAUGAGCACUAUGUUAAUAUCAAGGUGGAUAGAGAAGAAAGGCCCGAUAUCGACAUGAUGUGCAUGAUGUUUAUUCAGAGAUUGAGAGGUCAUGGUGGUUGGCCACUAAGUAUUUUCCUGACACCGGAUUUAAUGCCGAUAACAGGUGGAACCUAUUUCAGUUCUGCAAUGUUUACGUUGUAUUUGACACGAAUUGUGAAGGAGUGGGCAGAUGGAAAAGACAAAAUAGUCAAAUCUGCCACUACUAUAUCAGAACGUUUAAAGGAAUUAGCAACGAGCAGAGAGGAUAUAAAAGACGACGGAGUUCCCACGAUUGAUAGCGCUUUCUUGUGCGCUCACGUUCUAAUGAACAUAUACGAUUCGGAAUACGGUGGAUUUGGCAGUUCGUCCGCUCUUAACCCGAACUCACCGAAAUUUCCUGAACCGAGCAAUUUGAAUUUUCUUCUCAGUAUGCACGUUUUAAGCACCUCUUCCAUGUUGGUUGAGAUGACUUUAAAUGCAUGUCUGAAUACCUUGAAGAAAAUGUCUUACGGUGGAAUUCACGAUCACAUAGGAAAAGGAUUUCACCGGUACACUGUGGAUGCUCGAUGGAAAGUGCCUCAUUUUGAGAAAAUGCUUUAUGAUCAAGCUCAAUUAAUACAAUGCUACGCCGACGCUUACCUCAUCACGAAAGAUUCUUUUUAUUCCGAUAUCGUAGACGACAUCGCGACGUACGUCCUACGUAUUCUGCAACACAUGGAAGGUGGUUUCUUCAGUGCAGAGGAUGCGGAUUCGCUACCUACGUCCGACGCCACAGCGAAACGGGAAGGCGCAUUUUAUGUUUGGACCUAUGAUAGACUUAAAACUCUAUUGAAAAAAGAGAAAGUACCUGGUAAGGACAAUGUUACAUAUUUUGACCUUAUCUGCCGACACUUCUCAGUGCGAAAGGAGGGAAAUGUAGAAAGCCCACAAGAUCCUCACGGCGAGCUUACAGGCAAAAAUGUAUUUUCGAUGCAGGCAGGAAUUGAAGAUACUGCUAGUCAUUUUAAGCUUAGCGUAGAAGAGACACAAAAACAUCUCAAGGAAGCUUGUACUAUAUUGUUUGAAGACAGAACACAUAGACCGUGGCCUCAACUGGACGACAAGAUGGUCACAGCAUGGAACGGUCUUAUGAUAAGUGGUCUUGCGCGUGCUGGAAUAGCUGUAAAAAAUAAGACAUAUGUUGAAGCAGCCACUGAAGCUGCCACAUUUGUGGAAAAAUAUCUGUUUGACAAAAAGAAACGUAUAUUACUUCGUAGCUGUUACCGCAGAAGAGACGACAAAAUUGUACAGAGGAGCACCCCGAUAUUUGGCUUCCAUGAGGAUUAUGCAUUCUUCGUGAAGGGAUUACUCGACUUGUACGAGGCUACUUUUAAUCCACAUUGGGUCGAGUUUGCUGAAGAGCUACAAAAUAUUCAAGAUCGAUUGUUCUGGGACUCGCAGGACGGCGGGUACUUCGCUAUGGCCGAGGAGUCCCCGAUACUUACACGGACAAAAGAUUCUGAUGACGGUGCGUUGCCGUCCAGUAAUUCAGUCGCAUGUUCCAAUCUGCUGCGCUUAGCGAUUUACUUAGAUCGUGACGAUCUCAGGAAUAAAGCUGAAAAACUCUUGUGCGCGUUUGGCAACAAACUUGUGAGCUGUCCGGCUGCAUGUCCACAAAUGAUGUUAGCACUGAUCGAAUACCAUCAUCCAACACAGAUUUAUGUAACAGGAAAAACGGAUGCCAAGGAAACACUCGAAAUGCUGGAAAUAAUCCGCUCGCGUCUGAUACCCGGUAGGGUACUUAUAUUAGCCGAUGCUGAGCAGCGGGACAACGUGCUGUUUGAUAGGAACAUGAUUGUUAAAAGAAUGAAGCCACAGAAAGAUCGGGCAACGGUUUUCAUAUGUCGUGAUUAUUCGUGCUCUCUACCCAUUUCAAGUCCUAACGCCCUCAUUUCUGAGUUAAAUAAAAAGGUGUUUACCGAUUUAUAA
This is a messenger RNA of Monomorium pharaonis (pharaoh ant), 2902 nucleotides long. RefSeq names its product spermatogenesis-associated protein 20. The record is from RefSeq and is a predicted model, not a curated record. The coding region runs from base 461 to 2902 and encodes 813 amino acids. Gene Ontology annotation, biological process: carbohydrate metabolic process. Lineage: Eukaryota; Metazoa; Arthropoda; Insecta; Hymenoptera; Formicidae. The transcript has 14 exons.